GUUUUGCAGGCUGUUUUCUAUGGGAUCUCCUUCCUGGCUGAUGUGUUGAGACUAAUUAAGAAACUGCCAAGUGUUAAGUACAUAAUUUCCUGCAGAGACCUUCUCUUCAGUGUCCUGGCUUUCCCUCUGUCCACGUUUGUGUUUAUGUCCUUUUGGGUAUUGUAUACGUACAACCGAGAACUGGUUUACCCCAAGAGCCUGGAUGGGAUCAUUCCAAUGUGGUUAAAUCAUGCUAUGCACACUAUUGUAUUGCCACUUGCUCUGCUGGAGAUCUUCGCUACCCCUCACCGUUAUCCACCAAAGAAGAAAGGACUGAUCCUAUUAGGAUUUGUUUCUGUUGCCUAUCUCAGCUGGGUCCUGUGGAUUUACUCUGUAACCGGAGAGUGGGUAUAUCCGCUCUUCACCUUUUUCAGCCCAGUGGGUCUAGCGGCCUUUUUCUGCAGUAGCACUGUCCUCAUUGUCUGGAUCUACAACAUUGGAGAGUUUCUCAACCGUAUGAUUUGGGGAGAUACAGUAGUAAUACUGGAAUACAAGAGGAAGGGCAAAUGAAGCUUUCUUUUCAAAGGAGUGCUCCCUCCAUGAAUUCUGAAACCAUGAAGUAGAGGGAAAGAAAUGCCACUGUGAUAAACUCCUUUCUCCAGCGUACUGUGUCUUCUGGUGAAUCCAUUUGGUCAUCAUAACCAUGGAAACUGGUGGAAAAUAUUAAAUGAUAGUAUUUUACAGGAUGGUUAUGAAACAAAGCAACUGCUACGAAUAAGGAAAUGCAUGCAUCUAUGUACAAGAUUUCUCAUCCCUUACACAAUAUACAUUAGGAUAUGUCUGUGGUAAACUUGUAACUGGCAAAUAAAUUACCUCAUGACCUUGCAGUGGGACUGGCACCACAUCUUUAAAUGCCCCGUGAAAGCAAGCACUUGUUACUCAGUACUUGUUUCGCUCACCUAAUGUUUUUCUAGAAGUCCAGAUGGAAAAAUAAAAAAAGAGUAAUAAUUUUAACAUUGCCAUGACGUCCAAAAUUAGAAAAAUAUUAAAGAUAAUAAAAACCACCAUUUUUGCAACAGGCAACAUACAUAUUAAUAUGUAUAACUUUUUCUUCUUAAUUUCUAACAAGAAUGCAAUACUUUUUCUUUUUUGGUUUCAGGUAAUCUUGAAGCAAAAGUAAGCUAAGUAAUUUUACUGACUGCAGGAUUGCUUUGACAGAAAGUAUGUUAAUUGAAAGUACUGUUUAACAUAAAGCUGCCUGCCAUAAAAUUGUAUUACAUUCAUAUGUUUACUAACCUUGCUUGAUAUACUCGAUUUCUAUUAUUAGCCUCAACAUUUUGUUAAUAACUAGAGCACUGGAGAGAUGCUUUGCAAAUCCAAAUAA
Molecule: messenger RNA, 1363 nt
Organism: Trachemys scripta elegans
Lineage: Eukaryota; Metazoa; Chordata; Testudines; Emydidae
Gene: ADTRP
Product: androgen dependent TFPI regulating protein
Cellular component (GO): membrane; endomembrane system
Source: RefSeq, a predicted model, not a curated record